Prorocentrum cordatum is the source of this 1467-nucleotide messenger RNA. Lineage: Eukaryota; Dinophyceae; Prorocentrales; Prorocentraceae. The record is from the annotation of a GenBank genome assembly.
CCGCCCUCUGGCCCGAGGGGUCCGAGCUCCCCGAGGCCGCGCCGCGGGGCCCGCAGGCACGCUGGCGGCCAGGGGGGGGCCUGCCCGACAGGCGCAGAGAGCGGACGCGCGGGCCCCUUCGGCCCAAGGAGGGCGGACGCGACCACGGCGGACCCGGAGCAGGCCCUCGCAGACCUGCGCGCGGCGCUGGCGGCGGAGGAUGUGGAUCCCGUGGUGCUGGGCGCGGCCGUGACGGCGGCCACGAAGGCCUCGGUAGACAAGGAGGAGAUCGCGGCGGCGAAGCGCGUUCUCUUCCAGCUCCAGAAGGAGAAGCGCGAGCAGGCGAAGCGGGAGCGCGCCCACCGGGAGGCGCUCGAGGCCCUGUCCGCGGCGCAGCGGGGCGACGACGCGGCAGCGCUGCAGGAGGCGCUCUCUCGCGCCGAUGGCGCCGGCUGCGGCGCCGAGGAGACGGCAGAGGCGAGGCUGCGGCUGGAGGAGCUGCAGAAGGCGGAGAAGGAGGACAUCAUACGGUAUGCCCUGGAGGACUUCGAGUACGCCGUCGGGCAGGACGACGUGGAGAACGCGACGCUCGCGCUGCAGGACGCGAUGGACCAGGGCGCAGAUCCGGAGGAGGUGAAGAAGCACCAGGACACGCUGCGGGCGCUGAGAGAGCGGCUGGACCCCGAGGGGGAGGCCAAGGCGCGGCGGCUGGCAGCCCGCAAGGACAAGGGCGCGCGCAAGUGGAACUACAGCGGCCAGACCGACAACAAGCUCAUGGUGAACGACCGCUUCCGCGAGCACGAGGAGGAGCUGCAGAGACGGCGGAUGCUCGCAUACAAAGGCAGGGGCAGAUUCAGGGACGCGGCGGAGGACGCGGGCGACGACGCGGCGGACAAGGAGGUGCGCAAGCAGCGCGCGGAGACCAACAAGGAGUUGGGGUACGUGGCCCCGCCGCCGAAGCCCGAGGUAGCCCGCCGGGGCUUCAGCUACGGCCGGUCGCCCCGGGAGGAGGACGAGCCGCCACGGACGACGCUGACGAUGCGCGCGCACCGCGAGAUGGGCGCGGGCGUGGACCUGCACGCCAGCUGGUGGGGCAUGGUGGUGGAUGUCAUAGACGACGAGCCCGGACAGCCGGGGCUGAGGCUCCAGGACACGAUCGUGGAGGUCAGCGGGACGUCGCUGCGGGAGCUUGAGCCGGAGGAUUGCGAGCAGCGGUUUGCGGACAUCUUCGGCGACGGCUCCGUCGCGACGGUGGAGCCCCACGUGCAGUUGCCUGGCAGUCUCAACGCCGAGGGUGUCGAGGUGGACCGUGAUUCCUUGCGGGCCGACUCGGAGCGCUUUGCGGCCGACUGGGGCGUCGAGGUGACCGUGGAGGAGGCUGGCAGCGGCGGCCACUUUAAGAUCUUGCUCGAGGGCCCCCAGUCGGCAGUGAAGGCGGCCAAGGAAGAUCUUCGAAAGAUGAUGUCGUUCUACGCGGGCGAGGGCUGA